Messenger RNA from Zophobas morio, 837 nucleotides. RefSeq lists its product as uncharacterized. NCBI's taxonomy places the organism in Eukaryota, Metazoa, Arthropoda, Insecta, Coleoptera, Tenebrionidae. The record is from RefSeq and is a predicted model, not a curated record. Bases 1 to 837 code for a protein of 278 amino acids. The transcript is spliced from 3 exons. Gene Ontology annotation, molecular function: nucleic acid binding.
AUGAGUAAUAUUGCCCAGGAAAACCAAAUGAAGCUAAAUUACUUAACAGUAAUAGACAAUACUGUGGCGCAAAAGAUGAUUGCAAAUGCUUACGCUUUCUUCAAAAAUAAAAAUCUAUGCUUGGGAUCGCCAGCUGAGGUCAACAAAUCGUGCAGUUGGAGAUACAUUAUAAUCAAUGCUGGUAACGAAGAAGGAUUUGUAGAAAAUGCUUCUCUUAUAUUUAAAAGUAAAAACAACACUCUGGAUUAUCAUCACGAAAUGAACGCUGAAAAUUUUGAAAAGUGGCUGCAAAACGAUUUGUUACCAAAACUGGAAGAACCUAGUAUAAUAGUCUUAGACAACGCCAGUUACCAUAGUCGACUUGAAGAAAAGCGCCCUACAACGGCGUGGAAAAAAGUUGAUCUUCAAUUGUGGCUGCAAAAGAACUGUAUCGCAUUUUCAGAGUUGCAUAAAAAAGAUACACUGUUAAAGCUAUGUAAAGCUCAUUAUAAAAAUCCAGUGUAUCUAGUAGACAAUAUUAUUACUGCAGCUGGUCAUGAUGUUUUACGUUUGCCUCCAUACCAUUGUAUAUUUAAUCCCAUAGAAAUGGUAUGGAGUCAAGCAAAACGUUUCUACGACAAAGACGUUUUAAAAUCUAAAAACCCGCUUAAUGCCUGGAACCGAGCCCUACAAAAUGUAACACCGAAACAGUGGAAAAGCUAUGUUAAACACACAGAAAAUGUCAUUAAAACCUAUUGGAACAAAGAAAAGUUUGUAAAAGUUGUUACGAUUUUUUUUGGAGUCGAGGGUGAAAGGGGCUUAGACGAAGUCUCGCUCGAUGGUUUUAAUCGGUCGUAG